This is a messenger RNA of Cavia porcellus (domestic guinea pig), 1083 nucleotides long. RefSeq names its product succinate dehydrogenase complex iron sulfur subunit B (gene Sdhb). NCBI's taxonomy places the organism in Eukaryota, Metazoa, Chordata, Mammalia, Rodentia, Caviidae. Gene Ontology annotation, biological process: aerobic respiration; tricarboxylic acid cycle; respiratory electron transport chain. The transcript has 8 exons. The coding region runs from base 116 to 958 and encodes 280 amino acids. The record is from RefSeq and is a predicted model, not a curated record. Gene Ontology annotation, cellular component: mitochondrial membrane. Gene Ontology annotation, molecular function: 2 iron, 2 sulfur cluster binding; electron transfer activity.
UAUGUGAAUAGCGGGUCCUCCGGCGGGGCAUCUGGCUCGGCGCCGCGGUGUUCGCCGGGAAGUGGGCCUAGAGCGACCUCAGAGUUAAGGGCUGGGCCUGACGUCAGUAGCCAAGAUGGCGGCGGUGGCCGGGGUCUCCUUGAGGCGGCGGUUCCCGGCCACAGUCCUGGGCGGAGCCUGCCUGCAGGCUUGCCGAGGGGCCCAGACAGCUGCAGACAGAGCGCCUCGAAUCAAGAAAUUUGCCAUCUACCGAUGGGACCCAGACAAGGCUGGAGAUAAGCCUCAUAUGCAGACUUAUGAAGUUGAUCUGAAUAAAUGUGGCCCCAUGGUGCUGGACGCUUUAAUCAAGAUCAAGAAUGAGAUGGACUCCACCCUGACCUUCCGGAGAUCGUGCAGAGAAGGCAUCUGUGGUUCGUGUGCAAUGAACAUCAAUGGAGGCAACACUCUGGCCUGCACCCGCAGGAUUGACACCAACCUCGACAAAGUCUCCAAGAUCUACCCGCUGCCGCACAUGUACGUCAUCAAGGACCUUGUGCCCGAUUUGAACAACUUCUAUGCCCAGUACAAAUCCAUUGAGCCCUAUCUGAAGAAGAAGGAUGAGUCCCAGGGAGGCAAGCAGCAGUACCUGCAGUCCAUAGAAGACCGCGAGAAACUGGACGGGCUGUACGAGUGCAUCCUCUGUGCCUGCUGCAGCACCAGCUGCCCCAGCUACUGGUGGAACGCAGACAAGUACCUGGGGCCUGCGGUCCUCAUGCAGGCGUACCGCUGGAUGAUUGACUCCAGGGACGACUUCACGGAGGAGCGCCUGGCCAAGCUGCAGGACCCGUUCUCGCUGUACCGCUGCCACACCAUCAUGAACUGCACACAGACCUGCCCCAAGGGUCUGAAUCCAGGGAAAGCCAUUGCUGAAAUCAAGAAGAUGAUGGCGACCUACAAGGAGAAGAGAGCUGCAGCUUAAUGUGGCAGCGACCACACCGGUGACUGGCUCAGAGACGAAUGUCAUUUAUGCCCAGUUGGGAUCCCUUGCAAGGUCUUGAUUUUCCAUGAACAUUGUGUGUACAAUAAACAUUUCAAGAAAUCAGA